AUGGAAGGGGUCCCUGAGUCGCACGACCGACUAAAACAGCGCGGUCUCCUCCACGAGUGGAAUGCGAGCAUGUACACGAUUUUUGUUUCCCACCAGUGGCUUGGACGGAAACAUCCAGAUCCGACCGGCGAGCAAGUUUCAGUAUUGAGGACAACGUUGAAAAGACUCAUCGACGGCUCGUUAAUGAUUGAUCUUGACGUGGUUUCCACCACGCACGGUCAGGAAAAUCGUUUCACUCCACAGACCCGGCAGCAGGUGGAGACUGGAUUCCUUUUUUUCGAUUGGUUCGCGAUCCCGCAAAUUACAGCUCGUGCAGAGGGGGUGAACGAAGAGGUCACGAAGUCGGAUGCGGCACGUGCUGUGAAUAGUAUUCCUGCCUACGUCGAGGCAGCGAGCCUCUUCAUUGCUCUGGUGCCCUUCGUGCGGGACCGAGACAGGCAGGAGUGGUGUUCAUACACGACUUGGCUUGCUCGCGGUUGGUGCAGGGCAGAGCUUUGGCUUCACAUGCUCUCCAGCAAGCCGGAUACCAGCGUCAUUCUCGUAACCUCUGUGACAGAAGCCAAGUUCAUGUUUCCCCUGGACUGGUUAGAGAACACAAUUGAUAGCGGCGACUUCACCGUCGAAGAAGACCGCGAAGCCUUCCGCUUCUAUCUGGCGCGCCGGUCCAGGAUGUUGGGGCAAAAUCGUUCCGAGCGGGGCUUGCAAGACUUUUUGGAUACCUUCCACUUCGCUAGCCUUGAGGAGGCUGCAACGGAUCAGAGCAGCAUGAACGGUCUAAUGUGCGCAGUGUUCAGUAGUGAUAGCGGGAUGAUUCGCGAGCUGGUCGGCAGCAGAGCCGACGUGAACUGGAGGUCUCAUGGCUUGGGAAAGGCUGGAUAUUUUGAUGGCCAGACCGUACUUAUCUGUGCAGCAAAGUCCCACCAGCCGGCCCCUGUCCUGGCCACCCUGAUCGAGCUCCACGCGGACGUCCACGCCACGAUCGCAAAUGGCUCCAAUGUUCUGCCCAUGGUGCGCUCGCCUGAGCAGCUCGAGGUGGUCAUUCGAGCAAGGGCAGACCUGAAUAAGAUUACUCAUCCGGUGGGAAACACUCCACUCGGUGGUGCCUGUGGCAUGGCCAACUCCGAGACGAUCGCUGCGUUGCUGCGGGCAAGGUGCAAUCCGAACCCGCCAGUGUUUGGCCACGGGUUGAGCCCCUUGCACAGCGCGAUCUUCUUCUCCCGGGGCAACCUCUCUGCUCUGAAGAGCGUAGAGUUGCUGCUCGAGCACGGCGCCAAUGUGAAUGCCAUCGCCGCUCCGACCGGAGCGUUCAAGUGGGGUUGCCAGGCGGCCAGGGUCUACGAAGCAGUCGUGGGGACCUCCAGGAGCAGUUUUCGCACGCGAUGCUUUGCCCUCCUCCCCGGCAUAUCACCCCUGGGUAUCGCGUCUUUCAUCGGUGACCCCGACUUGGUGCAGCUCCUGCUUGACUUUGGUGCCGAUUCUUCCGUGCCCAACACUCGGGGGGACCUCCCUGAGGAUCUGGCUACGGUGAACGGCCACCUUCAUCUAUUGCCCAUCCUUCUCUACAAGAUGUGGACGAUGUACGCCUUGACUGGAACAGUUGGCUGUAGCGCCGUCAACCAGACGAUCGCCGCGAUGCUGUCGGCUCUCCCUCCGGAUUCAACCGAAGCCCUCAUUCAGGGCGUCUGGUGGUACCAGCUCUUCCUAGAGGGGGCCGUCCGGCCAUGGCGUCUUAGCGAUUUGAGAGAUGCCUUCGAAGGUGCGCCGCAACAGAGUCAGUUUUCCUUGCUGGAUGCAGUGGCCCGGGCACGAGCCGUACUGGUAGCAGACAGCGGUGUGACGCUUGGUGAUGCUGUCGUCACGAUUGCAAGUGAAACCAAUCAUACAGGGCCGGAGGAAGUUCAACACGUUGCUUAUGCUGCUGCACUCUUG
Molecule: messenger RNA, 1929 nt
Organism: Symbiodinium sp. CCMP2456
Lineage: Eukaryota; Dinophyceae; Suessiales; Symbiodiniaceae
Source: the annotation of a GenBank genome assembly